Syzygium oleosum is the source of this 2913-nucleotide messenger RNA. Its product is annotated as serine/threonine-protein kinase BSK3-like. The record is from RefSeq and is a predicted model, not a curated record. The coding region runs from base 1040 to 2515 and encodes 491 amino acids. NCBI's taxonomy places the organism in Eukaryota, Viridiplantae, Streptophyta, Magnoliopsida, Myrtales, Myrtaceae. Gene Ontology annotation, biological process: protein phosphorylation; brassinosteroid mediated signaling pathway. The transcript has 11 exons. Gene Ontology annotation, molecular function: protein kinase activity; ATP binding; protein binding.
UCGCACGAAAGAUGAAAUGAUUACGGCGGGAGUGAUGGAGGCAAACAGCAACUCGGAAGAGAUGGAAAGCCAGAGAAAAAGUUCGGAACUUUGAAGAGCUUUUGAGCCGCUGGUCCCUCCUCUCCAACUGUCACACCAUGCGACUUCCUCAGUCCUAAGUUUCUCUCUCUUGUCCUUGAAACGUUACGGGCCAAGAAUCAUUCGAGGAUGGGAAAACGAUAGUGUUCAUUGAAUAACAAUCUUUCUUGAAUUAUUACACUACUAGCAACACCAACGACGCCGACACCAACUUGUUAAAAUAACGUCAAGAUUCUGCGGCUUUGAGCAGAAGUUGGUGGCAUGUCGGAGAAAUUAUUUGUUCUUUCUUUAGUUCAUCGUCUGCAGCAACAAACCAGCCUCGUACGCUCAAUGUAUUUUGUCCGGUAUGUUCUUUAUGAGAUGUUGUUUUUCUUUACAUGGUUUUGAUCCAAUCUGAGCUGAUCCAAGCUAUGACGUUAACAUUGUCAGUCCAUUGGGAAUUCUUUCUUUUUCUUACCCCCCGUCGGCUUGACCAGAUCUCUUCUCGUCAAAGCUGUAAAGUAACCACGUUUUUUCGGAGUCUGCUCAUAAGUUAAUCGACUUUUGGUUGUUCGAGGAGUUGGAGAUUCAUGGGAAAUUGAGAAGUGGGCGCUUGGAUUCGGUUCUGAGUGUUUUCACUGUAGCGGAAGUUUGGAUCUUGCCUGGAGAAUUGUUGGUUGGACCGAGAAAGUGAAGAUUUUUUGCGCAGUGAUUGGCCCAAGGUUCAAAGCGGCUUCACGAGUUGGUUUUUCAGUGAUUUCGUUCAUUGGAGAUUGGAGAUUUUUUUUUUCUCUUCUUUUUCCAAUGUUCGUGGUUUAAAGAGCUGAUCGAUGGGAGAUAAAUACUGGGUUUAAGGCAUUGGAAGCUGGGUUUUUGCUACAUCAUUGAUUUUGUUUCUGCUUCACUGACCCUGAGUUGACUCUGAAGCUUGAAGCUUCUUAGCUGGGUAGCCAAGAUCCGCGUUUUAAUUUUUGACUUGGAGAUGGGGUGUCAGUUCUCCAAAUUGGCACCAUGUUGCUGGGAGUCACAAUUCAAGCGAUCGGUCCUCGAAAUUGCUGAUGUUGAGAAAGAUGAGUUGGCUGAACCUAAGUCCUUGCCUGCAUUCCGAGAGUUCACGUUCGAGCAGCUUAAGAAGGCAACGUCAGGUUUUGCAGUGGAGAAUAUUGUGUCGGAGCAUGGAGAGAAGGCUCCCAAUGUCGUCUACAAAGGAAAGCUAGAGGACCAGAAGCGAAUUGCAGUCAAGCGAUUCAAUAGAAAUGCUUGGCCUGAUUCCCAGCAAUUUUUGGAGGAGGCAAAGUCAGUUGGUCAGCUGCGAAAUAACAGAUUGGCAAAUUUGCUGGGUUGUUGCUCUGCAGAUGACGAGAGGUUGCUUGUUGGAGAAUACAUGCCCAACGAAACGCUUGCAAAGCACUUAUUUCAUUGGGAUUUGCAACCCAUGAAAUGGCCUAUGAGAACGAGGGUUGUCCUUCAUAUUGCACAAGCGCUGGAAUACUGCACAAGCAAAGGGCGCGCCCUUUAUCAUGAUCUUAAUGCAUAUAGAAUACUGUUUGAUGAGGAUGGUAAUCCUAGACUUUCAACCUUUGGCCUCAUGAAAAAUAGUAGGGAUGGCAAGAAUUAUAGCACAAAUUCGGCAUUUACACCUCCAGAGUACCUGAGAACGGGCAGCGUGACGCCAGAAAGCGUUAUAUAUAGCUUUGGUACUCUUCUGCUUGACCUUCUAAGUGGAAAACAUAUACCCCCGAGUCAUGCCCUCGACUUAAUAAGGGAUCGGAAUCUGCAGACGUUGAUAGAUUCUUGCUUGGAAGGACAGUUUUCUGAUGACGAUGGGACGGAGUUGGUACGCUUGGCUUCCCGAUGUUUACAAUAUGAACCUCGAGAACGUCCAAACCCAAAGUCCUUGGUUGCUGCAUUAACUCCAUUGCAGAAGGAGGUUGAGGUUGCUUCUCACGUACUUAUGGGGAUCCCCCACAGAGCUUCUUUAUCUCCUCUAUCGCCUUUUGGUGAGGCUUGUUCAAGAAAGGACUCGACUGCAAUGCACGAAAUCUUAGAAAAUCUCGGAUAUAAAGAUGAUGAAGGAUUAACAAAUGAGCUGUCUUUUCAGAUGUGGACAGACCAAAUGCAGGAUACAUUGAACUUGAAGAAAAAGGGCGAUCUUGCUUUCCGGCAGAAAGAUUUCACAGCAGCAGUUGAUAGCUACACACAGUUCAUCGACGCGGGAACCAUGAUUUCUCCAACGGUUUUUGCACGCCGCAGUCUGUCUUACCUAAUGAAUGACAUGGCUCAGGAAGCUCUGAACGAUGCAAUGCAAGCCCAAGUCGUUUCCCCGGUGUGGCACAUUGCGUCAUACCUUCAGGCUGCGGCCCUCAUAGUGCUAGGGAUGGAGGCUGAAGCGCAGGUCACACUUAAGGAAGGCGCAGCUCUGGAAGCUAAGCGGAGUACAAACACGGGCCAAAAAUGAAAUACAACUCUGCAGUACAAACUGGACACUGCUGUUUGCUUGGAUGAACGAUGUUUUAUGGGAGCACGCGACGACUGAAGCAUUCUCAAUGUCCUCGUCUUGAUGCUACAGUUUGUCCAUUCUCCCCAUGCAGAGAAGUGUCUUAGUCAUGCCAUUUGGUUCAAUCUACUCGGACAUUUGUAUAGGCUACAUCCAUGUUCUUUUGUUUCCCAGUGUCCUUUUGUGUUUUUUUAUUUUUUCUGUCGAUUACGGAUGAGAGAGAAGGCUAUUUAUCUGGAGGAAAGGUUUGCAAGCUUACAUUCUCUGUAUAGAGACAGUUUCUAUCCUGAUUUGGAAAUUCAAGUUGAGCCAGAGACAGACAGAGAGGUCUCCUUUCUGUUUCGGUCAAUUUUUUCUUU